AUGAGGCGCGGCUCGAAGAAAUCGUCGUCGUCUGCCGCGACCGCCAGCGCUGGUGCGGAACAAGUAAAUGAAAAACAAAACAGAAAAAGAAAAGGAGUCAGUACAAACCUGACCAGCAGGAAAGCACAACGUGGCCCUACUAAAGCAGUUUCCAAGGAAGUAGAACGGAUUGAUCAAUUUUUCUAUACUUAUGCCGAUAACUCAUCUGGCAUGAUUGACCCAGAAGGCAUUGAAACACUCUGUUCUCACCUUGAAGUUCCCCACACUGAUGUUAGGAUUCUAAUGUUAGCAUGGAAAAUGGGCUGUGAGAAGCAAGGUUAUUUUACCUUGGAUGAAUGGAGAGCUGGCUUGAAAGCUCUUCGAGCCGACAGUAUCAGUAAACUGAAGAAAGCAUUUCCAGAACUGGUCCAAGAGGUUACAAGGCCAUCCAAUUUCCAGGACUUCUACAUAUAUGCAUUUCGUUAUUGCCUCACGGAGGAUAAGAAGAAGUGUAUAGAAAUACCAGUUGCUUGUGAGUUGCUGAAUCUAGUAUUAGGCUUGCAGUUCCGCCCUCAGGUUGACAAGCUUAAUAAUUACCUAAAGUACCAAAAUGACUACAAGGUGAUAAACAUGGACCAGUGGAUGGGAUUUAUUCGGUUCUGUAACGAGAUAAACUUCCCAUCACUUGACAAUUAUGAUUCAGACCUUGCUUGGCCUCUGAUUCUAGACAAUUUUGUUGAGUGGCUACGAGAAAAUAAAAACUAG
Messenger RNA from Miscanthus lutarioriparius, 744 nucleotides. Lineage: Eukaryota; Viridiplantae; Streptophyta; Magnoliopsida; Poales; Poaceae. The record is from the annotation of a GenBank genome assembly.